Bufo bufo (common toad) is the source of this 3216-nucleotide messenger RNA. It is a transcript of the gene NRARP, whose product is annotated as NOTCH regulated ankyrin repeat protein. Bases 450 to 794 code for a protein of 114 amino acids. Gene Ontology annotation, molecular function: phosphatase regulator activity; enzyme inhibitor activity; protein binding. Lineage: Eukaryota; Metazoa; Chordata; Amphibia; Anura; Bufonidae. Gene Ontology annotation, cellular component: cytoplasm. The transcript has a single exon. The record is from RefSeq and is a predicted model, not a curated record.
CCCGUCUUCAAAAUCCUUUCUACCUUGACCCCCAUCCUCCAAAGAGACACCUGGAGUCAGCAUCCUCUGACCAGACCUUUCCAAGUGGAACAACAUCUUCAGAAGAACCUCCAUCCUCUAAAGGGACCUUUCCAGGUGGACCUCCAUCUUCUAAAGAGACCUUUCCACCUAAACCCUCAUCUUCUCAACAGACCUUUCCAUCUGGACCUCCAUCUUCUGAAGAGACCUUUCCACCUAAACCCUCAUCUUCUCAAGAGACCUUUCCACCUGGACCUCCAUCUUCUGAAAAGACCUUUCCACCUGGAUCUCCAUCUUCUAAAGAGACCUUUCCACCUGGACCCACAUCCUCUGAAGAGACCCUUCCAUCUGGAUCUUCAUCCUUUGAGCAGACCCUUCUUUCUGGGCCCCCAUCCUCCGAAGAGACCCUUCCACCUGGAGCUCUCCCAACCAUGAGCCAGACAGAAGUAUCCACCUGCUCCGUUCCUCACACCCAACGGGUCUUCCAAGAAGCUGUGAGGAAAGGGAACACUAAGGAACUCCACUCCCUCCUCCAGAACAUGACCAACUGUGAGUUUAAUGUCAAUUCCUUCGGUCCAGAAGGUCAGACGGCCCUUCAUCAGUCCGUCAUUGACGGGAACCUGGAACUGGUGAAACUUCUGGUCAAGUUUGGGGCAGACAUUAGACUGGCCAACAGGGAUGGCUGGAGCGCCCUGCACAUAGCGGCCUACGGUGGCCACCAAGACAUUGUCCUCUAUCUCAUCACCAAGGCCAAGUACUCUUCCAGUAGCCGGUGACUUGCCCGUAGGACGCUUCGAGACUUUUCCAUCACUUCCUGUUUUUUGGGGGUUUUAAUCAAAUUUUUUUUGUUCUUUUUAUGUCUUAAUUUUUUGUGUUUUUUCUUUUUUCCAGUAAAGAGGCUGCUCUGCUUUAUGCUCAAGAUUUGAGGGGGCGAUCCCCCCCUCCCCCAGAUUUCUGAUCAUUGGAUCUCCUCCUAUUCCUUUUGGUUACUAAAUCAUGGACACUUUGGUCUUGAUAUGAUGUUUUCGCCACGUCAAUGAGGAAUUUGUUUUUAGGUACAACCGAAAGAUUGUGUUGUGUUUUGGGUUUUUAUAUGAAAAUAACAACUCCUGCCUCUUCAUUGUAUAUGUAUGUUUUAUUUUUAUUUUCUAAUUGACAUGAAAAGCUGCUGUUGGUCUCCAGGUUUUAGGAAGUUUGGGGCCCACAAAGACCUAUUAAUUCCUAUUAUUUGUCCAUUUUUAUUUUUUAACUUUUUUUGGUCAUCUACCUCGACUCUUAGCACAGUAUUCAAAAAACCAGCACCAGAUACUGUAUGCUGCACUUGUAGGUUAUCUGUUCUGUGUCCUUCCAUUGCCGUGACAUGCCCACGUCUAGAUUAUCUUUCCCAUCCUUUUAAUAUAUUUUAACAUUUCAGUGGUAAAUGACCCCCCCUUCCCCUCAGGACCCCAAAAGUAUUCAGCCAGAAGUGUAAACUUUUGGCACUGGUACAACCCAAGAGAUGAGUCCAUUUUGACUCCCCUCCUAUUAAAUCCUUAAAUUUCAAAAAUAUUCACGCCCCAUUCCCCCUCAAUUAUUAUUAUUAUUUUUUUUACCCAUAGAUAUGUCAAGUAGAAUUUUGGACAGAGAAGACUUGAAUAUUGAAAUAUCAAAUUUUUAUAUAUAUUUUUUGUUUCAAUUUUUCUGGUAGAUUUCUACACGGAUACGAUAGCGUGUAGAAUUGCCACAUUCUUGUUUUGCACAGGCGAGAUAGCGCAAGGGCUCCCCCUGCUGUAUGGAAAGUGAGUUGCAGGAUUGUGAAUUUGACCUGUUGACUGCUGACUUUAGAUGAACCACAGAUGAGAUGAGGAUUUUUUUUUUAAGUAUUUUUUAAUGUUUGUGCUUUUUUUUAAAUUUUUUUAAAUAAAAAUUUUUGCGAAUGGGACGAAGGCGACUUUUGAAGUGCGUGUGUUUGGGAUUGGACCGGUGCUGCUUUAGUUUAAAGAAAAAAUGUAAAAAAUUGCAUUGCAGAUGGAUCUGAUUAGAGGUUGCAGAUGAGGCGUGUUCGCGUGUUUGCGUGUUGUGUGUCUUGUGGUUUGUCUGCACUAAAGACGCAUCUUGUUUAGGUUUCCGUGGGAUCCCCAAUCACCCUAAAGCCAUUUUUUUUUUUGCAUUGUCGACGAGCCUCGAAAUCCAGAUGUGCAAAAAAAUAACGACCCACAAUUUUUUAUCUGCAAAACUUUUUUUUUUUUUUUUUUUAGUAAUUUAAAAGUAUUUUCUAAUUAUUUUCAAGGCCUCGCAGACACGAACCAGUGUCGUUUUUGUAAAUGCCGUGUUCAGUUGCACGGUUCACGGCGCUGUCCUGCACGCAGGUUUGUCGUAAAGCUCCGCCUCUGCUCUUACAAGCAGACAAAUCCUUUGGCUGGACAGAAAUCCCCGAACCACAUAAACCAUGGCAAAUCCUUGCUCAAGGUCCCUUUAAGCAUUUUUUUUUUUUAUAUAGUGUAGAAGUGAAAAAAAAGUUAAAGUUGAGGUGUAAACUUUUUUUUUUUUUUUAAGAAAAAAAAAAAGUCUGGUUGUGCUGAAUUUUCAGCAUUCUCUCUCCUUAAUCGGUCUACGUUGCUAGGCUGGCGUAUUACUUGGCACCGAUAUUGUUUCUGUGCGAUGGUUUUAAGUGGGGUGGGGGGGUGGGUGGGGGGGGCAGCUGCAGAGGAAAGAAAAAUAAAAUAAAAUUAAAGGGUCUGUGGGAGAAAGGGAUAGUUUGUAUUAAAAAAAUGGAAAAAAAUAUAGAGCUUGUUGCACAUAUUCAAGUGGAUCUGCCACCAGUAAUGUCAUAAUAUUUAUGAUGUAAUUACUCCGAUGUUCAUCCCAAAGAGUUUAACUUUUUUGUUUUAUAUAUUUUUUAAUAAUUUUUUUCAUUAUUAUAUCUGACUGUGAAAUUUGGACAUGGUUUGCAGUUCUUUAACAGCAUUUCUUUUUUUUCUUUUUGUGGCUGGGAUUAAGAUAUUCGUGGUUGCCAUAUGUUCUCAAAUUCAGCUCUCGUCGCCAACCCUCCCGCCCCCGCUCCCUUUCUGCUGCAUUGACCCUGCAUGCCACCACUGGACUCGCUCUGCGUAAGGAGCAGGUGCACAGGGUGACUUCUGAAUGGUCUGUACUAUUUCACUUUGUCUUCUCUUCUUCUUCUUCUUCUUUACGUUGUGCCCCCACCCCCACCCCCACCCC